Messenger RNA from Kalmanozyma brasiliensis GHG001, 693 nucleotides. RefSeq lists its product as uncharacterized. The coding region runs from base 1 to 693 and encodes 230 amino acids. The record is from RefSeq and is a predicted model, not a curated record. NCBI's taxonomy places the organism in Eukaryota, Fungi, Basidiomycota, Ustilaginomycetes, Ustilaginales. The transcript has a single exon.
AUGUCAGCACCACCCGGUCGAUCGGCCACCGUCCACUCGCUCAGCGGGCGCGUCAAUGCGCUCAAGUUCAUGCAACGUGCCUCGCCCUCUUCCACCCCGACAAAGUCUUCCACCUCGACACUCCCUUCGACACCGGCGACACCGGGUUCGCCGUCCACAUCCGUCCCUGGAUCCCCGUCAAUAGGCGGCGAGGAGGAACAGUGGUCGCUUUCACCGGCUGCCAUCGCGAGGUUACGGGCCAAGGCACAAGGUCAGACGAAGAAGCCGGGACCGACCAUCGAGCAGGAGGCUGGCUUCGACGCUUGGUUGAUCACCAGAGAGAAAGAGGAGCAAUCAGGAGAGAGCACAGGGAAAUCAAGUUCACGGCAGACCUUCGGCAAGCUUGGAAAACAGAAGGAGGACGACGAAGAAGAUUCGAAGAAGCGAUCAAGAGGAACAGACGACGACGAAGGAGCAGAACCAGAUUUCGACGAGGACGAGAGCGAGGACGAGAAGCCGAGAGGUUUCGUCAAACCGGGGUCCCUCAGCAAGUCAAAUAAGGGCAAACGCAACGAGCAGCAGGAGCAAGCACCGUCACCGAGCUCGUCCAAGAAGGCGAGGAAGGACAAAGGCAAGGGAGGCAGGGAUCAGGACAAGGUGGUGUACGCUCGCAAACGCGGUGGCAAGCCAGGCAUUUCUGGCGGUGGUCGAUAG